Symbiodinium pilosum is the source of this 2928-nucleotide messenger RNA. Lineage: Eukaryota; Dinophyceae; Suessiales; Symbiodiniaceae. The record is from the annotation of a GenBank genome assembly.
AUGCCAGACCCUGUUCCGAAGCGUGGGAGAGGAAUCUGCCACUCUACAGAGGUACCAAAGCUGGGUCUCUUGCAGCCUGCUUCGGGCGGGUAUCUUGCAGAUUUCCGCCGUUCCUGUAGAGAUGGCGGCCUGGACUGUGACACCAUACACUACUCAGUUCCGAAAGCAGCAGGGGACGGCGAGAUCAGGGGCAAAGUGACCUGGUACGGCGACGUGCAGUGGGUCAUCGAGGGGAACCCUGAUACUGCAAAGGUCUCGCAGACCAUUGAUGUCGGGGCAGUCCGCUAUGCUUUCGAAGCCGGCACCACUGCGCCAGCGGGAGAUGAAGGAGGCCAUGGGGAGAUGGUGGCCUUCAACGGCACAGCAUAUGUGAGAUCCACGCGAACUGGGAGCGCGGAGUUCUACAAGACUGUCUAUGGCCCCUACAUGCGCUGUGAAGCAGCAGGGCUUGUGGGGCCUGCAAAUGCCACGCCUGAUCUCAUCGCAACGACACUGCUUGGAGGAAUGACGUGGACGUCCGCCGUCAACGACAUGUUCUCCAACAUUGAAAAGCGAAGUGGGGCACCUGCUGCAGCGUUUGGUGGCAUGGUGACCUUCGAGAAGCUGUUAGGCACGGCCAUCGCCCUGCCAUCCACCCAGCACGAAAAUAUCUUCGACUCGAAGGAGAAAUACUACCCUUUUGCGCCGCACGUAGAGCACAAUGUGAGCUGCGUCGUCGUUGGCUUCGUUGGCGACAUGAAGGAGGUCGAGAAGCGUGGAAUCACCGGGCUCGAGAAGGUCUUGUACAAGGGAGCUUCUGGAUCUGCUGGAGGAGGAGCUGCAGAGACCCUCACUUUGCAUGCGCACUUGGUGACCUUGCGGCGCAGCUGCAAGGCAAAGACGGCCCAGGAGGUUCGGCCCCAGGACGUCAAGGAAGUGUACCACCUGGACUCUUCCAGCAUUGUGGCAAACUUCAACUUGGAAGUGUGGCUCAUCAAUGACUCUAUGGAAGAGCAUCCCGUCCUUCCAGCAGAGUCUGUGCCUGCACCAAUUGCUCACCCUCCUAGCCUUUGCAGUUGCUCGGAAUGGGUAGUCAACGCGCUGGUUGAUGCUGGCGUGACGCAUAUCUUCGGCGGGCAUGGGGGUGCCCUUGUCCCUCUUGUAAAUGCCAUUGUCAACAACCCGAAGGUGCAGUGGGUAUGUACGCGAAACGAGGCGAACGCAUCACUGAUGGCCGCAGCAUAUGCCAAGCUGACCGGUAACAUGGGCGUGUGCGUUGCCACUUCGGGACCCGGAGCCUCAAAUUUGACCACCGGGUUGCUGGAUGCGCUGCAGGACCAGUGUUCCAUGAUCGCAAUCACGGGUCUGAAGCCUAGAGGUGGCAUAGGCUACAGUGAAUUCCAAGACCUCCAGCAGAGUCGUAUGUUUGCGGCUGGUGGGCUUCCUCUGAGUCUCGACGUCUCAAGCCCGGAUGCUUUGGUACCGCUGCUUCGGGAUGCUGUUGCAAAGGCCUUGUCCCUCCGUACAGUCGUUCACUUGGGCUUGCCUGUGGACGUCCAGGCUGCUCAGAGCCCAGUCCCUCUGAAGCCGUUCUGCGCGGCGGAUGUGCGCGCGGAAGUCGAGCUACCAGAAACCCAUUCCUUCGUGAUCAAGAAUGUGGCUUCAGAGCUCCGGGCGGCCUCCGGCCGUGGGAGUGGUAGAGUGGUCAUUGCCGUAGGGCACCGUGCUGUUGGAGCUGGCCAUGAGAUCCUGAAGCUGGCGGAGCGCAUCAACGCUCCGGUUCUCACGCGACUGGAUGCCAAAGGAUGUGUAGACGAGUCUCAUGCUUUGGUAUUUGGAGUUAUUGGCGUACAUGGUAAGUCUGGACUUGAGCGCGCAACCAAAGUCAUCGAGACUUCCCAGCUGAUAAUUUCCAUCGGCAAUCACGACGACACCCUGUUGCUGUGCAACCGGGCAGGCUUGCAGAUAAGGCCCAUGAUUACGUUCGAGCCUGAUGCCAUGUGCUUGCGGAUAAAUGCCAGAUACCGAGCGCUGUAUGACGUGGUUGGCGACAUCAAGUUCACCUUGCGCAGGCUGCUGGCAGAACUUGGACCACAGGAAGCGGACCCAAUUGUCAAUGCUCCGAGCUUGAUGGAGGGUUGGCAGAGUGAGUUAGCCUACAGUGGCCUGGACAUCGUGACGCCAAUGGAUGCUGCCAACCUCUACUUAGCACCCCCGGCCAAAAAAGCCAAGAUCGAGCUUGCAGAAGAUGCUAAGAGGCUGUGGGCUGACAUCCAUAGAGGCAAGUGGAGGAGCUCUGCCCGGAGGACAUCGCGGUUUGAAUGCAUCAGCCAAGGCUCGCAGGAACUGUCGCAUCCCGACUGUGUCAUGAAGGAGAUGUCUCGUCGCAUGGAGGCCAAUGAUGUCCUGUGUGUGGAUGUCGGCGAUGUGACGCUGUGGGCAAGCCUAUCCGCCUGCCUCACAAAGGGACAAAGGACCCUAUCCUCGGAGCGCUUGGGGACCAUGGGCUAUGGUCUUUGUGCUGGUAUUGUGGCGAGCUUACUCAGAGCUGGGCCUGACGGAGGGCGAGCGGUUGUCGUUGUAGGUGAUGGUGGUGUCCAAAUGACUAUCAACGAGCUGGGAACUGCACAGCACCUCUUUGGCAGCUCGGAUAAGGACCACAGCCUCCUCAUCAUCGUCCUUGACAACGCAAAGCUUGGGAGGGUGGCCUUUGGAUUUGAGGGCGCAUUGGGCUGCGAUCUUGGACCCACUCCUGAUUUCGCUGCCAUUGGCAAAGCCUAUGGCGGCAACGGCGUGAAGGUUGCGAAAGCCGAAGAGCUACCAGGCGCCAUGGACGAAGCCUUCAAGUCGAAGGGAAUUUUUGUCCUCCACGUUCUCAUUGAUCCAGCAUUGAAGGCAGACAUGGCCACUUUCCAGGACAAGUCGAUCGCCAUGAUGGACAGCGGCUGA